Molecule: messenger RNA, 378 nt
Organism: Anopheles coustani
Lineage: Eukaryota; Metazoa; Arthropoda; Insecta; Diptera; Culicidae
Product: histone H2A
Exons: 1
Coding region: 4-378 (124 amino acids)
Cellular component (GO): nucleosome
Molecular function (GO): structural constituent of chromatin; protein heterodimerization activity; DNA binding
Source: RefSeq, a predicted model, not a curated record
AAAAUGUCUGGUCGCGGCAAGGGUGGUAAAGUGAAGGGAAAGGCAAAGUCCCGCUCGAAUCGUGCCGGUCUGCAGUUCCCGGUCGGCCGUAUUCAUCGUCUGCUGCGCAAGGGUAACUAUGCCGAGCGCGUCGGUGCCGGCGCACCGGUGUAUCUGGCGGCCGUGAUGGAGUAUCUGGCCGCGGAAGUGCUCGAGUUGGCCGGUAACGCCGCCCGUGACAACAAGAAGACGCGCAUCAUCCCGCGCCAUCUGCAGCUGGCCAUCCGCAACGACGAAGAGUUGAACAAGCUGCUUUCCGGUGUGACCAUCGCCCAAGGCGGUGUGCUGCCCAACAUUCAGGCCGUGCUGUUGCCGAAGAAGACGGAAAAGAAGGCAUAA